AUGGAUCUCGCUUCUAUAUACUUCGGGCUCUUUUUGGGCGUCUUUGUGUUCACUUUUGCGAAGGCUGUGCAGCAGACACGGGGCAUAUGGAGACGCACGCGGAGCCUUCAUCACGCAUACUUGUAUAUGAUCUGGGUAGAGGCAUGGGUAAAUUUUGUCUUUGCCCUUGUCACAUUUCUGUACCUGAAUGAAAUCAUUCCCGGGAGUCUCAUGUUCUUUUUAUUCACUGUGGCACUGUGGGCUAUUCAGACUCAACUCUUGCCCCAAAUCAUUGCCAACCGCGUAGCUUUGAUCAUGACCAACAGGCGUAGAGCCAGGAAGUUGAAAUGGGGCCUCGCGCUUCCUAUCGGGUGCAUCAAUAUAGCCGUUUUCUACAUAUGGACUGUCGCGCACCUGCCAUCAGCUACACCAUUUCAGAUUCAUCUCAACCUGAUGUUCGAAAAGGCGGAGAAGUCUUUCUUCCUUGUCGUUGACUUGGGGCUCAACUUAUACUUCUUGUAUCUGGUUCGCUUCCGCCUGAUUGCCGACGGAUUGGGCAAGUAUUGGAGGCUCUUCAACUUCAACGCUGGCAUGGUAGUUAUUUCUACGUCUAUGGAUAUUAUGCUCCUUGGAUUCUUGAGCUUGCCAAACCCUUACUUAUACGUCCAAUUCGCCCCUCUCGCCUACAUAGUCAAGCUGUACAUCGAGCUCCUAAUGGCUAACUUGAUCUCUAAAGUUGUCAGGAGU
Molecule: messenger RNA, 726 nt
Organism: Ilyonectria robusta
Lineage: Eukaryota; Fungi; Ascomycota; Sordariomycetes; Hypocreales; Nectriaceae
Exons: 4
Source: RefSeq, a predicted model, not a curated record